GGACAGCCAUAUCAGAUUUUUCAUCAACUGAAAAGGUUCCAUCGUCUCUAAUUAUAACUGUGUGUUUAAACUUUGUUAUCUACAUCAGAUCCGGAGAAUUACUGUCAUGGAAAGAAGCAACUUACAGGUGUCAUUUUCUGCUCUUCGCAAGGACGUUGCCAAUGUUCUGGAUUUCAUGGAGAGAUUGAAGAAUGAAGAAGAUCAAAAGGCUGUUGAUGUGGAUCUAAUUGAAAAACUGAAAUUGAAGCUGACAUUUAUUUGUACAUAUGUCCAGCUUUCUUAUUCCGAUUUGGAGCAGUUUGAGGAUAUAAUGACUAGAAAAAGACAAGAGGUUGAGAAUCUGCUUCAACCAAUUUUGGAUGAUGAUGGCAAAAACUUCGGGUGUAAAUAUGUCCUUACAAGCCUCGCCGGUAAUAUGGAUGACUGUCUCAGCUCUCAUCAUCGUUCUAAAUCAGAUGCCAUCAUGAUGGAUGAGCAAUUGAACUUCCUCCUCUUGAAUCUCUAUCAUCUAUCCAAGCAUCGUGCUGAAAAUAUGUUUCCUGGAGUGACUCAAUAUGAGGUUCUUCAGAAUGUAUGUGGCAACAUAAGAGAUUUCCAUGUGUUGAUAGUGAAUGGUUGCAUUAAACAUGAGAUGGUUGAGAAUGUCUUGCCUCUGUUUCAACUUAUGGCUGAGAGAGUAGGACACUUCCUUUGGGAUGAUCAGACUGAUGAUGACUUUGAACUCUCCGAGCUAGAUGAGGAUGAUCAGACUGAUGAAGACAAGGAUGAUCAGAAUGAUAAAGACAAAGAUGAUCAGACUGAUGAAGACAAGGAUGAUCAGACUUAUGAAGACUCUCAACUCUCCGAGCUAAACGAGGAUGAUCAGACUGAUGAAAAUGCUCAACUCUUCGAGCAAGAUGAGGAUGAUCAGAAUGAUGGAGACUCUCGACUCUUCAAGCUAGCACAUCUACUCUUGAAGAUUGUUCCAACUGAACUAGAGGUUAUGCACAUAUGUUAUACAAAUUUGAAAGCUUCAACUUCAGCAGAAAUUGGACUCUUCAUUAAGCAGCUCCUGGAAACCUCUCCGGACAUUCUUCGGGAAUAUCUUAUUCACCUACAAGAGCACAUGGUAACUGUUAUUAACCCUAGCACUUUAGGGGCUCGAAACAUUCAUGUCAUGAUUGAGUUCCUAUUAAUUAUUCUUUUUGAUAUGCCCAAGGACUUUAUUCAUCAUGACAAAUUAUUUGAUCUUUUGGCACUUGUUGGAGCACUAAUCAAGGAGGUCUCAACUCUUGCUCGUGACUUAGAAGAGAAAUUAAGGAAUGAUGAGAGUACCAAUGAGACAAAUCGUGCAACCCUAAAGUUGCUGGAAAAUAUUGAACUCCUCAAGGAAGAUCUCAAACAUGUUUAUCUGAAAUCCCCGGACUCAUCUCAAUGUUGCUUCCCCAUGAGUGAUGNCUUUGAUAAAGGAACAAGUUGGGCUGGAUUGUAUAAAGAUCUCUGGGCAUGUGUUUUAAAUGUGGCAUAUGAGGCAAAAGAUGUCAUUGAUUCAAUUAUUGUUCGAGAUAAUGGUCUCUUACAUCUUAUUUUCUCACUUCCCAUUACCAUAAAGAAGAUCAAGCUUAUCAAAGAAGAGGUCUCUGAUUUACAGGAGAACAUUCCCACGAACAGUGGUCUCAUCGUUGUGAACUCUCCCAAGAAACCAGUUGAGAGAAAGUCAUUGACAACUGAUAAAAUAAUUGUAGGUUUUGAGGAGGAAACAAACUUGAUACUUAGAAAGCUAACCAGUGGACCGGCAAAUCUAGAUGUCAUUUCGAUCACUGGUAUGCCGGGUUCAGGUAAAACUACUUUGGCGUACAAAGUAUACAAUGAUAAAUCAGUUUCUAGCCAUUUCGACCUUCGUGCAUGGUGCACGGUCGACCAAGGAUAUGACGAGAAGAAGUUGUUGAAUAAAAUUUUUAAUCAAAGGUAUCUUAUUGUCUUAGAUGACGUGUGGGAUACUACUACAUGGGAUGAGUUGACAAGACCUUUUGCUGAAGCUAAGAAAGGAAGUAGAAUUAUUUUGACAACUCGAGAAAAGGAAGUGGCUUUGCAUGGAAAGCUCUACACUGCUCCUCUUGACCUUCGAUUGCUAAGAUCAGAAGAAAGUUGGGAGUUAUUGGAGAAAAGGGCAUUUGGAAACGAGAGUUGCCCUGAUGAACUAUUGGAUGUUGGAACUGAAAUAGCCGAAAAUUGUAAAGGGCUUCCUUUGGUGGUGGAUCUGAUUGCUGGAGUUAUUGCUGGGAAGGAAAAGAAAAAGAGUGUUGGAAGUGNNAGUUGGGAGUUAUUGGAGAAAAGGGCAUUUGGAAACGAGAGUUGCCCUGAUGAACUAUUGGAUGUUGGAACUGAAAUAGCCGAAAAUUGUAAAGGGCUUCCUUUGGUGGUGGAUCUGAUUGCUGGAGUUAUUGCUGGGAAGGAAAAGAAAAAGAGUGUGUGGCUUGAAGUUUUAAAUAAUUUGCAUUCCUUCAUUUUGAAGAAUGAAGUGGAAGUGAUGAAAGUUAUAGAAAUAAGUUAUGACCACUUACCUGAUCACCUGAAGCCAUGCUUGCUUCAUUUUGCAAGUAACCCGAAGGACACUGCGACGCCAAUCUUUGACUUGAACAUUGUUUGGGGUGCUGAAGGAUUUGUGGAAAAGACAGAUAUGAAGAGUAUGGAAGAAGUGAUGAAGGUUUAUUUGGAUAACUUAAUUUCCAGUAGCUUGGUAAUUUGUUUCAAUGAGAUAGGUGUUUACCCUACUUGCCAAGUUCAUGAUCUUGUGCAUGACUUUUGUUCGAUAAAAGCAAGAAAGGAAAAGUUGUUUGAUCGGAUAAGUUCAAGUGCUCCAUCAGAUUUGUUGCCUCGUGAAAUUGUCAUUGAUUAUGAUGAGGACUUUGGGCUUAAUUUUGACCUGUUCAGUUCAAAUAACAAAAGGCAUUCUGGUAAACACCUCUAUUCUUUGAUCAUAAACGGAGACCAGCUGGAUGGCCGUCUUAGUCAUUCUAUCAAGGUGAAAGAUACAUUUCACCUAAGACACUUGAGGCUUCUUAGAUUGUUGUUCCUGAAGUACUCUUUUAUCAAGGUGAAAGAUACUUUGCUGAAUGAAAUAUGCAUGUUGAAUCAUUUGAGGUUCUUAAGUAUUGGGACAGAAGUUAAAUAUCUGCCUUUGUCUUUCUCAAACCUGUGGAAUCUAGAAAUCCUGUGGGUGUAUAACGAAGAAUCAACCCUGAUACUAUUACCGAGAAUUUGGGAUCUUGUAAAGUUGCGACUGCUGUUCGUGAGUGCUUGUUCUUUCUUUGAUUUGGAUGCAGAUGAAUCAAUACUGAUAGCAGAGGACACAAAGUUAGAGAACUUGAGAGUAUUAGGGAGACUCAUGCUUUCCUAUUCGAAAGAUACAGAGGAUAUUUUCAAAAGGUUUCCCAAUCUUCAAUUGCUUCAGUUUGAUCUCAAGGAAUCAUGGGAUUAUUCAACAGAGCAAUACUGGUUCCCGAAAUUGGAUUGCCUAACUGAACUAUAUCACCUCUCUGUAUAUUUUGAAAGUUCAAACACAAAUGACAGUGGGUCCUCUGCAGCCACAAAUCGGCCAUGGGAUUUUCACUUCCCUUCUAGUUUGAAAAAAAUGUCGUUGGGUAACUUUUCUCUGGCAUCUGAUUCACUAUCAACAAUAGCGAGACUGCCCAACCUUGAAGAGUUGUACCUUAAACGUACAAUCAUCCAUGAGGAAGAAUGGAACAUGGGGGAGGAAGACACCUUUGAGAAUCUCAAAUAUUUGAAGUUGGAUGAAAUGACACUUUCCAAGUGGGAGGUUGGAGAGGAAUCCUUUCCCUCCCUUGAGAAAUUAGAACUGGAGGGAUGUUGUAAGCUUGGGGAGAUUCCGCCUAGUUUUGGGGAUAUUUAUUCAUUGAAAAUUAUCAAACUUGUAAAGAGCCCUCAACUUGAAGAUUCUGCUCUCAAGAUUAAGGAAUACGCUGAAGAUAUGAGGGGAGGGGACGAGCUUCAGAUCCUUGGCAAGAAGAAUAUCCCGUUAUAUAAGUAGCAUUAAAAGUAUAUUGUACUUUGCUGGGUGAUAUUGUAUAUAUAUGAUUAAGAAAAUUCUGUUAAGUGGUUAUGAAACAUUUUUGUGGGAUUCCUCUGAGUUUCUUUUAACAAAAAUUAUA
Messenger RNA from Solanum stenotomum, 4151 nucleotides. RefSeq names its product putative late blight resistance protein homolog R1B-8. The coding region runs from base 107 to 4030 and encodes 1307 amino acids. Gene Ontology annotation, molecular function: ADP binding. NCBI's taxonomy places the organism in Eukaryota, Viridiplantae, Streptophyta, Magnoliopsida, Solanales, Solanaceae. The transcript has 7 exons. The record is from RefSeq and is a predicted model, not a curated record. Gene Ontology annotation, biological process: defense response to other organism.